UAGCAUUGGUCGCGACCGGCGUGGCCCAAGUCCCGGCUCUCCUGCGUUCACCGAAUAAAAAAGAAAAUACAAAAAUAUAAAAAAAUACUCUCUCCCGGCGGUGCGAGAAAGAGGUGUGUUGAACGCAUCCAACCAACUCUCAGUUCAGUUCUGCUCAGUGUGUGUCGUCGUACAGCGCGCGGUCGACGAGAGUGGUUCCUCUUGGGUUCCGAAAUUUUCGAUGAAGAUUUGCUAAGGUGACUUUGACUGCUGGAGUCACUGCAAGUGCUUGUGUGUGGCUUGUAAUUGGAUCCUUGGUGAGCCGAGUUUGGUUUGGAUCGGAUCGUAACGAAUCUCCGCGGUGGUAACGGAAGUGUAGAGGUGUCUUGAGUGAGUGCGGUUUGUUCAGCGGAAACACCCAGUAGACGUCGUCUCCGGCCGCUUGAGUAAGCAGGAUGAGUCGUCGCUACUCGCGCGUCGAGUCCGGAUCGGACCUGUUGGCCUUCCUGGACCGGGGCCACUCGGCCAACACCGAGAACCGCUGGACGUUCGAGGUCGCAUGGGAGGUCGCCAACAAGGUCGGUGGAAUUUACACGGUUAUCCGCUCGAAGGCGUUCGUGUCUACGGAGGAGCUCGGGGAUCAGUACUGCCUGAUUGGUCCUUAUAAGGAGGCGUCCGCCCGAACCGAAGUUGAGGCGUGCGAGUUCCCGAGCAAUGGUCCGCUGUACAAGGCCGUCAGCGAGAUGCGCAACCAGGGCAUCAAGGUGCACUGUGGACGCUGGCUGGUCGACGGAAACCCGCAGAUCAUUCUUUUUGAUCUGGGUUCGGCCGCCUGGAAGAUGGACGGCUACAAGCAUGAGUUGUGGGAGUCGUCCAAUGUUGGAAUUCCGCACCUGGACGUCGAGAGCAACGAUGCCGUCAUCCUGGGCUACACUAUUGCUACCUUUAUCGCGGAGUUUAAGCGUUGCGCCGAGCAAUACUCCCGUGACAACGAGUACGGACCGCCGCGUAUUGUGGCACACUUUCACGAGUGGCAGGCGGGUGUGGGUUUGAUUGCGCUGCGUACCCGCCACGUGGACGUAGCUACGGUGUUCACGACCCAUGCAACCCUGCUGGGACGAUAUCUGUGCGCGGGUAAUACCGAUUUCUACAACAACCUGAGCAAGUUCCCGGUGGACGAGGAAGCGGGCAAGCGUCAGAUCUACCAUCGGUACUGCCUGGAACGGGCCGCUACUCAUUUAUCGCACGUGUUCACUACGGUUUCGGAGAUUACCGGUUACGAGUCGGAGCAUCUGCUGAAGCGCAAGCCGGACAUCAUCACGCCGAACGGGUUGAACGUGAAAAAGUUUUCCGCGAUCCACGAGUUCCAGAAUCUGCACGCCAUGGCUAAGGAAAAGAUUCACGAGUUCACUCGCGGACACUUUUACGGUCACAUCAACUUUGACCUGGAGAAGACGCUGUACAUGUUCAUUGCCGGAAGGUACGAGUUUUCGAACAAGGGUGCUGACAUCUUCAUCGAAGCACUGGCUCGGUUGAACCACCUGUUGAAGAAUCACCUGCCCGAUGUUACGGUGGUUGCAUUUUUGAUUUUCCCAGCCAAAACCAACAAUUUCAACGUGGAGUCGCUCCGUGGUCAUGCGGUCAUCAAACAGUUGCGCGAAACCAUCAACAGUGUACAGCAGCAGAUUGGCAAGCGCAUGUACGAGACCUGCCUGCAAGGUUCCCUCCCCGAUGGCAACGAAAUUCUCACCAAGGAAGAUAUCGUCAAGAUUAAGCGUUGUCUGUACAGCUUGCAACGCGACACCAACCCACCGGUGACCACCCACAACAUCGUGGACGACUGGAACGACCCCGUGCUGGAUUCGGUGCGCAGAUGUCACCUCUUCAACACCAAGUACGAUCGCGUCAAGAUCGUCUUCCAUCCGGAGUUCCUCAACUCGACCAACCCUCUGUUCGGGCUGGACUACGAGGAGUUUGUGCGUGGUUGCCAUCUGGGCGUUUUCCCUUCGUACUACGAACCGUGGGGCUACACUCCGGCCGAGUGCACCGUGAUGGGCAUCCCGAGCAUCACGACCAACCUGUCCGGCUUUGGGUGCUUCAUGCACGAGCACAUCGCCGACCCCAAGUCGUACGGUAUCUAUAUUGUCGACCGGCGCCACGUCAGCGUCGAGGAGAGCGUGCAGGAACUGUCCAAGUAUAUGUUUGAGUUCUCCAAGCUCAACCGGCGUCAACGCAUCAUCCAGCGUAACCGUACCGAGCGGUUGAGCGACCUGCUCGACUGGAGAAAUCUGGGAAUCUACUACCGCCAAGCCCGCAUCAAGGCCCUGCAGACGGUCUACCCGGAUUACGUCGACGAGUCGGAGUCGUACCUGAAGCGCGCCUCCGAUUUCAACUACCCACGUCCGGUCAGCGCUCCACCAAGUCCCAGCUCUUCCCGUCACACCACGCCGGCCCCCUCGCUGCACGGUUCCGACGACGAACAGGACUCGGUUAACUCGGAGGAGGAGCUCGAAGAGCUGAAGAAGGUCAACUCGCACUAAGCGUUAGCAACCAAUUGACACACACAAAAUGAUGAAAGCUAGGUGAAACCACCCGUUCCCAGUGCACCGAUACCAGAGCCAAGCAUCACUACCAUAGGCGGAAUCUUAACUCUAGAACACAGGCACGCUGAUAACCCCACAAUAAUGCUAGUGCCCACGAUGCUGGUGAGGAGAUUUCAUGUUGGUCCUAUUUGUUUAUUACCUUUGUUUACAAGAGAAUUUAUUCGUCCAGUUUUACUUCCACCCCCUUCCCAUAGCCAGUAACCACUUCAUGUCUGUGUGUUCAGCCCGUAAGAGUAAUGUUAUCAUGAAUUUGAGAUUACAGAGUUUAUCAAUAGCUAAGCGAAUAUUUUAAAAAUGCUCCCGGCAGCGAACGUUACGUUUUAGUUUUUAAGGAAAUUUAUGUUAAUUAUGGAAAAUCAUCACAAUGAGAGAAUAAAUGAUAUAUCUGACAGUUUUAG
Culex quinquefasciatus (southern house mosquito) is the source of this 2980-nucleotide messenger RNA. RefSeq names its product glycogen [starch] synthase (gene GlyS). The record is from RefSeq and is a predicted model, not a curated record. Gene Ontology annotation, molecular function: alpha-1,4-glucan glucosyltransferase (UDP-glucose donor) activity. Gene Ontology annotation, biological process: glycogen biosynthetic process. The coding region runs from base 435 to 2519 and encodes 694 amino acids. The transcript has 6 exons. NCBI's taxonomy places the organism in Eukaryota, Metazoa, Arthropoda, Insecta, Diptera, Culicidae. Gene Ontology annotation, cellular component: cytoplasm.